Messenger RNA from Branchiostoma belcheri (Belcher's lancelet), 2630 nucleotides. RefSeq names its product telomerase reverse transcriptase-like. NCBI's taxonomy places the organism in Eukaryota, Metazoa, Chordata, Leptocardii, Amphioxiformes, Branchiostomatidae. Gene Ontology annotation, cellular component: telomerase catalytic core complex. Gene Ontology annotation, molecular function: telomeric repeat DNA binding; telomerase RNA binding. Gene Ontology annotation, biological process: telomere maintenance via telomerase. The record is from RefSeq and is a predicted model, not a curated record. The transcript has 17 exons. The coding region runs from base 21 to 2075 and encodes 684 amino acids.
GCAGCCCACAUAGGACAGAUAUGGAGAGUUUACCCAUCAGCCCCAGGGAUGAGUUAGACACGUCAGAUGAUAGAACAUCGCAGGAGUGCCUCAUGUCCCAACAUUCCAGUAUAUACCAGAUCUAUCAACUGCUAAGAAGUAUACUCCAUAAAGUUGUCCCAGAGAAUCUGUGGGGUUCUAGGCACAACAAAGCCUGCUUCCUGAACCAUGUCCUGACCUUCCUGAGGAUGGGCCGCUACGAGAGGAUCUCACUGCACCAACUCAUGACAGGAAUGAGGCUCAAUGACUGUGACUGGCUAAAGUUGGACUCCAACACCCUGCAAGAGUUCCAGACCAGAACUGCACUUCUUGACAAGUUUGUGUGGUGGCUCUUCAACAACUUUGUCAUCAAUGUUCUCAGGUCCUACUUCUACAUCACGGAGACAACAACCCACAGGAAUCAGCUUCUGUACUACAGGAGUCAUGUCUGGAAGAUUUUAAAGGACAGGGCCACAGAGCAACUUCUACGCAGGCACAUGUUCAGCCAAGUCAGCCAGAGCACUGUCAAAUACCUCAUCAGGGACCAGCAGUGCCUCGGCUUGGCCAAGCUCAGGUUUAUACCCAAGAAAACAGGACUGAGGCCCAUUGUCAACAUGAACAAACAAGAGAAGACUGAAAUGAACAGUUCCGGCACCUCCAUCAACUAUAAGCUGCAGAACCUGUUCAAAGUCCUGACAUACGAGUCAGCCGUGCCAGACAAGAUAGGAGCAUCUGUGUUUGGGACAGACGACAUCUACAAGAAAUGGAAGGACUUUGUGGUCAAGCGCAAUGCUUUUGGUCCCCUGUACUUUGUGAAGGUGGACAUCCAGCACUGUUUUGACAGCAUUCCUCAGGACAGGCUACUGGAGGUCAUGACUAAAGUGUUGCAGGACAAGUCUGACUAUUAUAUCAGGAGGUAUGCCCAAGUGACAGCCACAGAAAAGAGAGUCAACUGCACCUUUGAGAAACACGUUUCUGUGUUGGAAAACUUCAUCCCGUGCUUCAAGAAAUUUGUGUUACACCAAAACCAGACUGGAAAGAUGUAUGAUGCCAUUGCUAUUGAUCAGGUCUGUCAGCACUAUGCAGAAACCGCCACUCUGUUGAAACAGUUAAAGCAGCAUGUAAAGAACAACAUGAUCCAGAUCGGCAGGACCUACUACCGUCAGAUCAGCGGGAUCAGUCAGGGAUCACGCCUGUCCACGCUGCUGUGUAGCUUCUUCUACGCUGACAUGGAGAGGAGACAUCUACGGGGGAUGGACACAGAUGGGUUGCUGCUACGCCUGGUGGAUGACUUUCUGCUGGUUACUCCACAUCUCAACCGGGCGACAGCCUUCCUUUACACCAUGUUGGAUGGUAUCCCUGAGUAUGGCUGCAGUGCACAUCCUGACAAAGUCAUGACCAACUUUCCUGUCCGGUACAAGGAUGUUGACAUCGUCUGUCAGCCGGCUGUCACCUGGUUCCCCUGGUGCGGCAUGCUGUUCCACACACAGCUGCUAGGGGUCAUGAAAGACUAUACUAACUAUGAAAACUUACGUAUCAGGUACACCUUGACCUUAGACCUACAUCAGACACCAGGGUUGAACAUGAAACAGAAGUUGAUGAGUACUGUCAAGGCCAAAUGCCAUGCCUUCUUCCUGGAACCCAAGGUGAACUCCACAGCUGUGAUUACACAGACUCUGUACAAGGCAUUCCUGUUCACAGCCCACCAGUUCCACAGCUACAACACCUGUCUCCCGUACAGGCACAGAGCUGAGGACAACCCUGCAUUCUUCCUGGGCAUGAUCAUGGACAUCUGCCAGUAUCCCCUUAAACUGGUUAACGCAAGAGUAGCUAAGGAAGUGAUGUCAGGGCAGCUUCCUGUAUCCCAGGAUGCAGUAGAAUGGUUGUGCCUGCAAGCCUUCAAGUCCAAGCUGUCACCUCACAGAUCAGUUUAUUUCCCUUUGCUCAAAACUCUGGAGAAAUGUCUGAAGAACCUGGAGAGGAACUUGGACUGUAAGGAACUGCAGCAGGUCACGAGCCAACAGAGUGUAGAAGAGUUCAAGUCCAUCCUGGAUUGACAGAGACUCAGAUGUAGAUGCAACAUGAACAGACAUAUACUCCCUCAGCAGCCCUCCACGGCAAAACUCCCUCUUCAUAGCCCAUAGGAAAAUUGCGUACAAUGUAUCUGCAGGAGUGAUUUUGGAAUAGUUUAUUUUUGGAUGAAAUGUAACUAAAAUAUCCUGCAUUUGUGCAGAAAUGUUGACUUGAAAUAAAUAAUGCUAUAUCAUGUAUCAAGUGAGAUUUUGAAGUAAAUAUAGCAGACUUCAUGUCCAUUCUUGAAUGACAGACUCAGAUGUAGAUGCAACAUGAACACUGAAUUGAACAGGCAGCCAAACAAAGGCUUCAAAUAGCGCCAUUAUUGUUAUUAUUUUAAUGAGCACAGUUUCUUUAAUGUUGAAAUGCUGCCUUUUUUCUGGUAUAUAAAUGAAUUGAAAAGUUCUAAAACCUUUCCUCAUUACUGUAAAGAAAUGAAAUGGAUAUAGGCACAAAAUAUUCCCUCUGAGAACUCACAUCUAAAUUCUUCAGAUUCUCUUUUGUAAAGAAUCCCUAGAUGAGGCACAAGAUAUUUAGUA